Coccinella septempunctata (seven-spotted ladybird) is the source of this 2749-nucleotide messenger RNA. Its product is annotated as irregular chiasm C-roughest protein. Bases 196 to 2529 code for a protein of 777 amino acids. Gene Ontology annotation, molecular function: cell adhesion molecule binding. Gene Ontology annotation, cellular component: cell-cell junction. The transcript is spliced from 13 exons. The record is from RefSeq and is a predicted model, not a curated record. Gene Ontology annotation, biological process: cell-cell adhesion. Lineage: Eukaryota; Metazoa; Arthropoda; Insecta; Coleoptera; Coccinellidae.
GUUGCGUUAGCCGGAUUCCGAAGUUGUGGUGCGUUUUCCGUGUGACGUGAAGCCCAAAACUUUUCCCAAACUUUUAGACUCAGGUGCUGAUGGAAUAGGGGAUGUUAUCGAGUUUAUAUAGAGUUUUAUGUGGCUGUGUGUGCUGAUGCUAUGAGUGUUCGGUAGGUCUUUUACGUAUAUUCGACUUUUGUGACUAUGAUUGUGAAAGUUUCGAGGAUGUUCGGCCUGAUUGCAGUUCUUCUAAUUCAAGGUUCGGCCGCUGUGCAACGAUUCGAACAGCAACCUUCCUACACCGAAGUAAAUCCUGGUCAGGAUGCUCUUCUCCUUUGUAAGGUUUUCAACAAACGAGGCUUUUGUUCCUGGCAGAAAGACAAUAAGCCAAUGGGUAUGUACCCCAACAAGUACGAAUGGCAUUCGCCAAACCAAGAAAAUGGAGACUGUUCGAUCUGGAUAAGAGCUGCCCAGCUGGAGUUUGACGAUGGUAAUUGGGAAUGUCAAGUUACAGCUAGUGACUUCCAUACCCAGGAUGCUCUCACAAGUUCGCCAGUCCGAUUCGUAGUCCGAGUUCCUCCACAGCGGCCUCGGAUUGAAUUCAACGGCACGCAAGUCCUUCCUGGUCAUAACCUAACAGCAUUACAUGGGGAAGUUGCUGUUACAAUAUGUAGAUCACAUUAUGGGAACCCACCACCAACACUGAAAUGGUUCUUAGAUCAAACAGAAAUAACUCCAACCAGAAGACAGACGAACACGACGGAAUUGGACAAUCCAAGAACGUGGUUAGCUCUGUCAGUUCUAGAGUUAACUAUUUCUAAGGAAAACCAUGGAAAAAUGUUGAGAUGCGUUGCUGUCCAUGAAUCCUAUUCGACCAAAUCCAGCAGCAUAGAUGUACGACUGGAUGUUAUGUAUGUGCCGGAGACACGUUUAACCGGCAUACCAACUGAAGACGUAGAAGAUCUGAAAGAUACGGUUUCUAUACGUUGUUUAGUGAACGCAAACCCACGAGCCUCUGUGAUUUGGAGAAGAGAAGGACAAACACAACCGGCCAGUUUGCAGGAACAACUUCAGUUCAGUCCCGUCAUUAGGGCACAUUCCGGACUAUAUAGCUGUAUAGCAAGAAACAAGGCUGGGGAAUCCCAACCUGCUCGGAUUCAAGUAGAUGUAAAAUAUCCACCAAAGAUCGUGAGUGUGGGAAGAGACAAAGUCAAAACAGCAAUAUUAUUCUCUUCUAUGGCUUUCGAAUGUAUGGGUGAAGGAAAUCCUCCUCCAACUUACCAGUGGCUGCAGAAGCUUCCAUCGCCGUCAAGUAUGGUCAUCGAGCGAUCUAGAGAAGCCAAAUUGUAUAUAUCAAAUGUAACAUACGACUAUCAGGGAGAGUACACUUGCAAGGUUAGGAAUAUUAUUAAGGGAGAGGAGAGAGUAGAGAUCAGUGAACCUAUUAUUCUGCAAGUACAUGGAGCUCCACAAGUACUUCGUCAUACAACUGUACCAGAGGUUCUCGUAGAGAAGGGAGAAAAUGCAAGGUUGAGUAUGGUUGUUUGUGCAGACCCCCGUCCUAGAAUUGUUGCAUGGGAGUGGGGAUCUUUGAGAUUGGAAGCUGGAUCAGAAAUGGGUAGAUACAAAGUGGAUGAUGUGAUUCAAGAACAGAGAGAAGACUGUUACAAAACGACGUUACAUAUAAGGGACGUCUCUGCUACAGAUUCCAGAGCUUACUAUCUAGCCGUAGAGAACGACCGAGGAACCGACAGACAUGCCGUCCAGUUGCACGUCAAUGAACCACUUCAGAUGAGCACACUAGUCAGCUUAACGGGGGGACUCCUUGUGGCGUUUCUCCUAUCUAUUUGUGUCUUCAUAUAUAUCAUCAGGACGGAGAAGUGUUGCUUUUCGAGAAAGGGAGACUUCAAACCACCGGAUAUUGAUAGUCAAAAGCUAGACAUAGAAAAAACAACCACAGGUCCAGGUGGUAUUCCUGCAGAUGCCAUAUAUACAACGACGGACACAAGAAUCAAUCACCACCACGGUGGUGGUAGCCCUGAAGCUAUGAAGCCGACACACACAUUCAAUGGUAGAAGUAGUUUAGAGGAUAAGCCAAAAGAAAACAUCUACUCUGGUCUCCAUUCAACAAAUCACCAUCGAAUGGGAGAACGCGAUCUUCCUUUUGACUACUUCGAUUCCGACAAUACAGAGAGAAGUUACCGUCUAGAGCCAACGAAAUAUUACAGUUUCAAUCCGUACAAUGCGACAAAAUCAUACGAAAAUUGGUCGUACAACACGAUGACCCUGCACGGCAGUAAUAGGUCGGCCCUGCCAAAAACAGAUAAGUAUGCCCACAGAGCGUCAUUACCAGGCUCAGAAUGCAAUACACGCAGGUCGUCUAAUAAGUACAGGAAGAAUAUUAAUGCAAGGCCGAAGCCUCUGCAACUAGAAAAUGAAAAAUACUACGAUCUCGUGUUCCCAAAGCAGCGAAUCAUGAAUUUUUCCAAUUCUGAUUCGAAGUAUCAGCCGGGUAACUUGGAUAAAGCUGAAUUGUAAAUAAUUAGAUUAUAAACGAAACGUGAUUAGUUAUUUCGUUGUGUAUUUCCUGUAAAUAUUAUUAAAAAGUGAGGAUGUUCCCCUCAAACAAGAACAGCUAUUACAUUUUUCAACAUAUACACAGGUCGUAUUCGAAUAUUAUUGCAUUGUCCAUUAAAAAUCUUCUUCGAAGUAAAGUUCUCGUACAUUCUGUGAAAAAUGGAAUAGCCUAUUUAUGUUU